AGUAGCAUUCAGCCAUAAGUGACACUCUGGGACGGGAAGCAGAACGAACUGUAAGCUUCUGGGGAUCCAUCUUGCUUGAAAAAAGACGAGGGUGAAGGAUUUUCCAGUAAAUAGUCCCAUAAACUGUGUCAUUCUUUGUUCAGCGCACUGGGGAGCCCGAAGAGGGGCCGUGUCGCUGUUUGUAGGAUGUCCCGACAUGAGGGUGUGAGCUGUGAUGCGUGUUUAAAGGGCAACUUUAGAGGACGGCGGUUCAAGUGUUUAAUUUGCUACGACUACGACUUGUGUGCGUCGUGCUACGAGAGCGGGGCUACUACAACGCGACACACAACAGAGCACCCCAUGCAGUGUAUAUUAACUAGAGUAGACUAUGACUUGUAUUAUGGAGGAGACACGUUUUCAGUAGAACAGCCUCAGUCUUUCACAUGUCCUUACUGUGGCAAAAUGGGCUUCACAGAGACGUCCCUACAGGAGCACGUCACCUCGGAGCAUUCGGAGACUUCCACAGAGGUGAUCUGCCCGAUCUGCGCUGCUUUGCCGGGAGGAGAUCCCAACCACGUCACUGAUGACUUUACGGCUCACCUCACUCUUGAACACAGAGCACCACGAGAUUUAGAUGAGUCCAGUAGUGUCCGACACGUACGCAGGAUGUUUCACCCUGGACGAGGGCUGGGUGGCCCCCGAGCACGACGGACAAACAUGCACUUUACUGGCAGCUCAACGGGAGGACUUUCAUCCUCCUCAGCACAGAGCUCCUCCUACACCCCCAGUAACAGGGAGACAAUGGACCCAAUCGCAGAGUUGUUGUCUCAGCUGUCAGGUGUACGGCGGGCCGCGGGGGGGCAGAUCAACUCGUCCGGGCCUUCAGCCUCACAGCUCCAGCAGCUCCAGAUGCAACUGCAGCUGGAGCGGCAGCAGGCUCAGGCGGCGCGGCAGCAAGUAGAGACGGGUCGGCAUGCGGCAAGACGCGGCAACAAUCCAAGCAACACUGGCUCCACAAUCCCUCCGCCCACCACGGCAACCGCCAACACCAACAGUUUGGGUGAAAGCAAUCCUGCUUCCUCGUCCCACAGCUCCCAGUUCCUAUUAGCAAGGUUGAAUGAACCCAAGAUGUCCGAAGGAGAGCGGCAGCUUCUUGAAGGAGAGCGUGCUGACCGCAGCUUGUUUGUCCAGGAGCUGCUUCUGUCCACUCUAAUGCACGAAGAGAGCUCCUCCUCUGACGAGGAAGAGCGCCGAGACUUCGCCGACUUCGGAGCCAUGGGCUGCGUGGAUAUCAUGCCUUUAGACGUGGCGCUGGAGAACCUUCAGCUUAGAGAGAGCAGCUCUUCGGGGAGGGAGCCUCCGCCGCCUCCUCUUUGAUGUCCGAGCAUCAAGCAGACUGUGUCCUCUGUGCUGCACCUGUCAGUGACGGACAGACUGGCCCUCCUUUCCACCCCUCUUCUAUUUUCUGAGUUUGUUAUGGUGAUUGUAAUUUCAGGCCCGUCACCAUAUUUGUUACGUUGUAAACAAAACCUAAAGAGAGCAAGCUUGAUUCAAACCGAAUGAGUGAGUGAGCAAGCAAGUGAGAGAAGAAAAUUCUAUAAAUAUAUAAAAUAUAUAUGAAGUUGAUAAUCAAUCCACUUAACUCUUCACCAGGUUAGUGUUGCAGGCGGCCAUGGCAGACUUUAGCUUCCUGUGACGUACGAAUGGCUCUCCAUAUAAAUACUCCACCUUCAAAAGUCGAGGACGCGAGCUCCUCUGAUGAAGCUGCUGUGUGUGUGUGUGUGUGUGUUAAUGACUAUUAAUAAAAUAAAAAGUGCUUGGAUGGGUUACCAUAAGAACCUGCAUGCAGUUAUUUGCAGCGUGCAUGACCUCUGAUGACCCUGUCAUUAAAACUUAUUUUAGGAUAUCCCAAAGCUUUCAAUUGUUUAUUUUAACGAUUCAUUCAAACAUCCAGAAAAGUUAGCAGCUGAAGAACCGACAUGCAGAAAUGACACUAAACUAGAGUGUGUGUGUGUGAGUGUGUGUGAGCUGUAACUUAAUGUAAGAAAAGACCUCGUCUCCAGAUGUUAAUCUUCAGUUUUCUCAUUUCUAGACGAGAUGCGGUGCUCGUCCACACACACCAACAGGCUUCCACACACUUGUUUAAAUUUGCUGGACUUCAGGAUCUUACUUUCUGCUAAAUCUAGCAUUUUGAAUUUAUUCACACUCAUGCCACUCCUCUAUGUAAAGCAAAAGGAAAGUAAAGUCAGAAUGUGCGUUUACUUUAAUAAUGGUUCUAGGGCAUGGGCUGGUCAUUUUUUAAUGUACAUUUAGAGUACAAUAAACACGGUGGGUGCACAGCUUUUGAUUUUAAGCAAGAACCCACCACACCAUUGCACCUUAUCGUUUCAUAAUUUAGAACAUCUUUGUUACCCACAAGUUAUCCAUUUCAUAAACAUCUAAAUCAGAA
Molecule: messenger RNA, 2428 nt
Organism: Nothobranchius furzeri (turquoise killifish)
Lineage: Eukaryota; Metazoa; Chordata; Actinopteri; Cyprinodontiformes; Nothobranchiidae
Gene: kcmf1
Product: potassium channel modulatory factor 1
Biological process (GO): synaptic signaling
Cellular component (GO): plasma membrane
Molecular function (GO): zinc ion binding
Source: RefSeq, a predicted model, not a curated record